GUAUAAACGAAACAGGGAAAGGAACUCGAAAAUGGCGAUGCCUGGAUAUCCAAGGGCUUUUGCAACACUAGGUUCUUGUUAUCCACGGCAUUCUCCGAUCUCCCUUCAGCCUCCUAAGGUUGACCUCUCUGGUUUUGUUCAUAGAAGAUCUGGAAAUAAAGGAAUCAAGCCAAAAUGGCGCACCAUGGCACAUGAAAAUGAUAGCAUACAUGGUAUCUCCCAGCAAGAUGUUGAGAGCUCAGCAGAUUAUGAACGAUCACCAAGAUCCUUAAGCCAAGAAAGCUUUAUCCUCAGUUCCAUGAAGAUGAACUUCUUAGAACGAUUAAUAUUGGCUUGGAGGAUAAUUUUUCCAUCAUCAACAUCCAAAUCGAACUCUAAUGCUAUGAUUGCCAAGCAGCGGUUAAAGAUGAUUCUGUUGUCCGAUCGAUGUGCAGUUAAUGAUGAAACUAAACAAAAAAUUGUGGACAGCAUGUUGAGUUCUCUUUCGGAUUUUGUAGAAAUAGAUUCAGAAGAUAAAGUUCAAUUUAAUGUCUCUACUGAUUCAGAUCUCAGAACGAUUUACUCUGUAACGGUGCCCGUGCGAAGGGUGAAGGCUGAUUAUCAAGGCAGUGAGGAAAUUGGAGCAACCAUAAAUACAGAAUUGAAGGAUGAUGGAGAGAGAUCUGGCUCUGCAGGUCCCAUUUUCGACGCAUUAAUUGCAGAAGGAAAAGAGUAUUUGCUGUUCUUCGGACCAUUAGCUAUUUCAUUUUCAACAGGGUAAGCUGCUAAUUAACAAGACUGUGCACUCUAGCUUCUCUC
Molecule: messenger RNA, 798 nt
Organism: Cucurbita moschata (crookneck pumpkin)
Lineage: Eukaryota; Viridiplantae; Streptophyta; Magnoliopsida; Cucurbitales; Cucurbitaceae
Product: cell division topological specificity factor homolog, chloroplastic-like
Exons: 4
Coding region: 32-760 (242 amino acids)
Biological process (GO): chloroplast fission; regulation of division septum assembly; cell division
Source: RefSeq, a predicted model, not a curated record